AUGGCGAGCCUCGCAGCAAAGUGGAUUGGCGUGAAGGAUGGCGAGGAGGAAGCAGCAGAGGCAGAGAAGGGACUAUCCUCCCUCCUCCUCCUUGGCUCCACUCGCUCCGUUCGACCUUACUUGUCCUUCUUGAAGCUCAAGUGCGAGGUGAGAUUCGAGCGACUUGCCAAGAUUGCUCGGCUCUUGUUUCAGAUCCUCUAUCGCAAUGACGGAGACCUCUAUCACGAAGCAAACGUAGCCAUGGCUCUUUCAGAGGUUCUCAAGUACCUCAACAAACAUCCUGGCUGUCCACCUCCUGGCUCGCCUGAUCGACCAGUCUUUGAUUGGCGGCAGUUAUACAACAAGUUUACAGCGGCUUCUUUCAAGGGAUCCGAUUGGAUUGGGUACGCGCGGCAUGGAGGACAUCACCUGGAAGGUUCGGAGGCAAGCAAUCAAAGAAUGAAAUCCCUCUGCAAGCUAGUGAGGAGGGCGAGAAACUUCUUCUCGCAAACAGCUUCCCGGGAGAUCCUAAUCGAGAUUCGCCCAUACCUCCUUCUCCAUGACAUCAACUUCUACAUGGCCAGCAGCAUUCUUUGUAUCUUUUUUCCUGAUGAUGGCCUAGAAAGCGCAGGAGGCUCAGUGGCAGUUUUGCAAGAGUUCAGGGAGAUUUGGAAGCUUGUUCCAAAUUGCACGGAAUGGCAUUUGAUUUGGAUCACACUUUUCAAUCGAAUUUUCCGCCACAACGCGGACCAGAUGACUGAAGAGCUGAAUCCUCUGAUUGAGGACUUGUCUUACACAUUCCUCCAAUUGCUGAAUGUUCCAACUGCCAAAGACAAUGCCCAAAAUCCUGAUCAGCUCACAUGGCCAAGCAACUGUUCAUUCAUUGUUGAAGGGAAGAAGGACGAAGGAGGCUAUACAAAAUGCCUUGAUAUGUUCAUCAAGAUGAUUGCUUUGAAUUACUCAAAGAGACUCGGGAUGGAAUCGGGGAAGCACAAGGCCAAAAAGCCGUGGAAAUCCACCUACAUGCUGAGUGAGGAGGAUAACAAAUGGUUUGAGGGGCUCAUCCUCCCUCUCGCCCUCAAAUCGUUUUAUUCGAAAGACAUUUCUAUGUCAUUUGCAGCCUCGCAAGCGAUCAAGGAACUUGGUUCGAUUUCAAGAGACUGUCUUCCAGGAAUCAUGCAAAACAUUUUGAUGUCCAUAGAGAACGUGAUGAGGCCGCACGAAGUACAGAAUUCUCUAAGCCUUACAUCGGUUCUUUUGAAGCCAAUUCUUGAAUUGGAUGAAGGUUUCGAUUUUCUCGGGCAAGUGAUGCAGAUUGCGGUCAAUGGAAUCGAUGCAAAUGAUCCUACAAAAACUUUGUAUGCAUUGAGAUUCUUCACUGCGCUGUUCAUGGAGGUCCCUUUAUUAGAUCCAAAAGACAUCUCGCACAUAUCUGAGAAGCCGGAAUUCUUGUAUGUGCUGAACGAUUUAUGCACUGCAAUUUUACAAAGAUUUGAAGAGCUGUUUCGAAAUGUUCCGGACUUGAAGAAAGGAAAUCCUUUCAGAAGCCACAUGAAGGAUGUCUUGAGAAGAUUCUUUGUUUCUUUCUUUCACCAAAUGUCAGAUGCAUUGUAUUCCCAUUGCUUGAGCCUCAUUACCAGGCAGUUUUCAUCCAGCAUCUUCCCGACAGCAAAACAGAUUGUUGGUCACUUACUAUCAUCCUUGGUACAUGCAAAUGCGACAAAAUCGGUAAAUCACCUCAUCCCAGCAAUCUUGAAGAAGGUAAUUACAUCAGAUGGGGAACAGAUUCAGUCUCCUGCUUCUGAGGCGGCGUACUUCAUGCAUUUGUUAGGACACAUUGUGUCUAAUGCUGGAUCUGCAGUCCUGAUCCAUGUGGACCAAAUUACAGCUGUCUUAGAUGUGGCUCUCUUCCAUGAAAAAUCAGAAAUUCAAAGAGAAGCCCGAAAAUUGCUUCGAAAAUUGUUGAGAGGUUUGCUUGGAGUGCUUCCAAGAGAUUUUUCAGUUUUACCGCCAUCAAAACGAUCGAAUAUGCAGAAGCUGACUGCCCAAGACAUCAGGAAACCGACACCCUCUUUCCAGGACAUGGAGAUUGACUUCUUGACACCAAAUAGCGACUGUCAGAAGAAGUCUCGGGAGAUUCUUGAAAAGUAUUUUUUGCUGUCAGAAACGGCUUUCAAGUCAAAUGAUGCUGCAUCAAUUCGAGCAGCAUUUGGUUGUAUCGAUGCUAUGAUUCGAGGUGGAGCACAAAUUUUUCCUAUGCCUCGGGCAAAACCAGAAUUCCAGGCUCAAGAAAGUAGUCUUCAAGAAGGUGUAGAGUGCGAUGACGAAGAUGACACAGAUUACAAUCUUGCAUCGCGCUGGGGAUCCUUUGUUUUGGAUGAUCCUGAGUGGGGCAGAGGCUUUCGAGAGAAACUGGGAUUGUUGCUGAUUGAAAGCUGCAAAGUACAUGCCAAUGUUUCGAAUCCUGAUGUUCCAACUAUAAAGGCUCUCUUGAAGAUGGUAUCAUCUUACUUGGCAUCGAACGGGGUUUGGACUAAGUAUGAAACUUUGAAGAGUUCGGCGAGUUAUCACAAAGCUGUCAAUCGAUCUUGGUUCCAAGGCAAAGAAUCGGCAUACUCGAGGCCUCUUCUCGUAUGGCGAUCAUAUGCUUUGAUGGGAAAGCGAUUGGACAUGGGAGUCUUUGAAGCCAAUGGAGUUGUCUCGGAUCUUUUGAAGCAUUUGUCAUCGAUGUGUGUUCAUGACUUUUCAAUGGUGAGAAAAAAGGCUCAGAAAGUCUUGCCAAAAGUGAUUCGCCGCUUUCCAUACCUGCAUGUGCAAUGUCUGACACAGGUUCUUUCAACCCUGAGCGAUGCAAACUCGUCCAAGGGUGCCCUGAAGGGAGUCAUCUUCACAGUUCAGACUAAUCAAGCUAUGAAGAAGAUUGUAAGGAACUGGAGCUUGAGCAAAUUUCUCUUGAAUGGGUUAUUGGGGUCACAUCAAUAUGAUGAAAUCAAAAUUCAAGUGCGACUCUCUCAAUUGUGGAGUACCUAUGUCAAGCAUUGGUUCGCCUUGCCUUUUGGAGGCCUCAAACACUCUGAUAGCCUGAUGACCGAUGUUGACGUCACAAGCGCUUUCUCACAAGAAAUGGUAAAGAAAUUGUUUGAGUCUGGGAGAAAUUCCUCCACUUACCGUGCCAAGAAGAGCCAGGAAACUUAUGAAGGCCUAGUACAACUCAUGAAAUUUCAACUUGAUGGAUCAUCAGGUACGAGCUCAAGCUCGGUUCACUGGAGAUACGUGGUACUCGCAACUUCCAGUUUGAUUCUGCUUUCAAUGCGACAAGACUGCACGCCAGACCUCAAAGUUGUUGAAUAUGUUAUUCAUGGCCUCAACAGUGAUAUUUUACCACUUCGUCAACUCUGUCGUGCUGUUUUAUUCAACUUCAGCUUGAUUUAUUCAGUGAAUCGUGCGAAAGAUUGUAUGGAAACAGAAGGGAGCACUGCUGAUACAGGCAUUGAAGGCGCAGAUAAUCAACUGAACCCUCAGAACUUUGAGAUGCCAAUAGACCAAGAAUUCGAGGGACCCUUCUCUGAUGAGCCAUGGCAAGCGUCGGAGACAAAGAAGCAAGAGCUUUGGUCCAAUUCUGCAGUGAUGGAUCUGAUUGAUAGCUUGCUUUCACAGUCCGAUUGGUUCAAGAGCGUGGUUGAGAAGAUCAGCAAUGAUCACAGACUUAGCGGGGAUGAAAGGGCUCAAACUCAAUCCAGCAAUGCGCCUUCCAUGCCUGCAGCUUCAGUUGCAGUACGCAGCUUGGUGGCUUCCCGAUGGUUCUGGCCAAGAACAAGCGCUGCACCUCUAUCGAAAGAUUUCAACCUAGAUAACAUGUUUGCCAUUGAGUAUCUCAUGCUCACAGCUGGACCAGAUGCAUCCUUGAAUGCCCUUCCAGCUAUCGAGGAGCUGGCGGGAAAAGUUGAUGACCGCGAGAAUCAAUGUGCCGCUGCUGAAAUCUUGGCUGGUGUCAUACGAGCAAGCAAUCACUGGCAGAAUGUGCAAGGCACACAAAUCCGUCAAAAACUUGGCUCCAUCUUGAAGGAAACUCUGAGCCGAGCUGCCCCCGACACCGUUGGGGAUUGGUGCGAAAUGAUUCGCUUUUCGACAUCCAAUCGUGAUCCAAGGAGGUUCAACUGGCUCAGCAGAAUUGUAGGGUCACUGUGCGCUGCCAACAAUGAUUCCGCCUUGUAUCUGGUGAAGGGCCUCAAGCUUCAGCAGUGUCUCCUCAUGGAGUUUGGGUGGAAAGGACUUCCUGUUGCUCGGAUCUUGAAUGAGACGAGCCGUCGUCUGAUCGGAAACAGCUCCAAGUUAGUCCGCGAGGAGUGCGGACGAUCUCUCCUACAAAUCAGCCGCGGCUUUAGCGGCACCGGCGAAGUUCGCAUGACUGAUCAGACUAUCGUGUUGGGCAAAAUCAUUCCAGACUUUGAGCUGGUGGACUGGAUCACUGAGGAUAUGACCAGACUUUACAACCUCUACUUCAGCAAUCGCCCGACAGAGGGUUCACAGCAGCUCAUGGAGCUCAAGAAUCAGAUCGAAGGCGUCAUCUACUACUUCAUGCACUCGUGCCGAUUAGGAUACUCCACGUCGGUAAAGAAGUACCUAGUGCAGGCGAUCUCCUUGUUCUUGAUCAUACAGGAAGACUCGGACAGAGAGUUCGCCAAGGUUGGACAGAUUGCCUUGGAGCUGAUUGCCAGAACUUUGAGAGACAGGCAAACGGCGGCUGCUGUGCUUGGACGGGUGGAAGAGCUCCUGUCUAGCUCUCAGAGCUGGAGAGUUCGUGCGGGAACCGUUGACUUUAUCCGCGAGCUUGGUCACUCGCAUGUCUUGGAGGUAGACAUCAAGAACAAGGCCUUCGAGCUCCUUCAUCGUCUCAUCAGCGACCCGGUGGUUGAAGUCAGGAUCUCUGCGAGCCAAUCUCUUGCGUCGAUACUGCGAGCCUUCUCUGAAGAGAAGGUCACCUACCUCCUGUCCCUGGCGCCAAAGCCAAAGCGGAGAGGAGCCAAGAUGCAGAAGGAGAUGUCUGAGAGUGAGCGUAGCGCAGCUCUUGUGACUCGUCAUGCAAAGGUGCUCGGCGUCUCUUCUGCCAUCAUCUCGAGCCCAACUGACUUGCCAGCUUGGAUGCCUGACGCUGUUUGUACUCUCUGCCUGCUGCAUGAUGAGGACCCGAUCAUCCGCAACUCCAUCACUCGAACCCUCGCCGACUUCCGCAAGAGCCACGAAGACAUGUGGGAGACUAUCAGGAUGACGUGGAACGAAGAGCAGUUUCGCCUCGUCACCGAGAAUGCAGGGACCUUAUCCUACUACUCAUGA
Messenger RNA from Guillardia theta CCMP2712, 5313 nucleotides. RefSeq lists its product as hypothetical. NCBI's taxonomy places the organism in Eukaryota, Cryptophyceae, Pyrenomonadales, Geminigeraceae. The transcript is spliced from 15 exons. The record is from RefSeq and is a predicted model, not a curated record. Gene Ontology annotation, molecular function: peptidase activator activity; proteasome binding. Bases 1 to 5313 code for a protein of 1770 amino acids. Gene Ontology annotation, biological process: proteasomal ubiquitin-independent protein catabolic process. Gene Ontology annotation, cellular component: nucleus; cytosol.